Messenger RNA from Apis laboriosa (Himalayan honeybee), 1636 nucleotides. RefSeq names its product prisilkin-39-like. NCBI's taxonomy places the organism in Eukaryota, Metazoa, Arthropoda, Insecta, Hymenoptera, Apidae. The transcript is spliced from 5 exons. The coding region runs from base 76 to 1443 and encodes 455 amino acids. The record is from RefSeq and is a predicted model, not a curated record.
CUGAAUGUUCAGUAUUGUACUGACUACGCGUUGGAGUGGACGUUUUCGUGUGUAAUCAGUGAGAUUUUUGUGAAAAUGUUUUCCACUUCAACACUGAGUGUCCUAUUAGGGACAAUUUUACUUAUCUCUUCGAUUCCGGAUGCAGCAUCUUUUAGCAAAUACGGGAGGACGUGCAAGGACAUCGGUUGCAUGAGGGAUGAGGUCUGCGUGAUGGCCGAGGAUCCUUGUUCGAUCUAUCAACGAGAUAACUGCGGUCGUUAUCCGACUUGUAAGAAAUCUCGUCCAGGCGAAGCUAAUUGUGCCAGCACUCUGUGCGGUGAAAAUGAAUACUGCAAAACCGAGAAUGGUGUCCCGACAUGUGUGAAGAAAUCAGUAGUAAAUGAUGACGAAUUGUUCGCAGAAUUCGAUGGAAACAGCAACAGCAUACUGAGAAAACGAGAGACCGGCAGUGAAGUGGAUUCCACAUCGGAUGACACGCAAUCGAUUAAGACCACGGAUUCUCGAUACCCAUCCGGAAGUGGAUAUCCAUCCUCCGAAACUCGACCGAAAGCUGACUCCUCGGUCAAAUCAUCCGGUUACCCAUCCAGUUCCGGUUAUCCAUCGAACUCUGGUUAUCCCUCCAGCGGCUCAUCCGGUUAUCCAUCCAGUUCUGGUUAUCCAUCCAGAUCGUCCGGAUAUCCUUCAGAAUCGGGAAGUUCCGGUUACCCGUCGAGAAGCUCUGGCUAUCCUUCUGAGGCUGGAUAUCCGUCAAGAAGCUCUUCCGGUUACCCAUCAGAGUCUGGAUAUCCUUCGAGAAGCUCUUCCGGUUAUCCAUCAGAGUCUGGAUAUCCUUCGAGAAGCUCUUCCGGUUAUCCAUCAGGAUCCGGUUAUCCAUCUCGUGGUAGUUAUCCUAGUGGCUCGUAUCCUUCAUCAGGUUCAAGGGGAUAUCCAUCGACCUCCGUCGAUGAGGAAAGUGUGAAGAGGGUGGAUGCAAACUCUGUGAAUGCUGCUUAUCCCAGCCAAGCUGGUAGAAGUAGUACAGGAUAUCCCAGCCAGGGUAGCAGUUAUCCAAGUCAGAGCUCUGGAUAUCCUAGCCAAGGUGGUAGUUAUCCGAGUCAGAGCUCUGGAUAUCCUAGCCAAGGUGGCGGUUAUCCGAGUCAGAGCUCUGGAUAUCCUGGUCAAUCUGGCAGAAGCAAUUAUCCAUCGCAGUACGGUGGAUAUCCUUCACAGUCUAAUCCAUAUGGUAACUAUUAUCCUGGGUAUAAUCAAGGUUAUCAACAGGGGUAUCCUGGAGGGUAUCAACAAGGAUAUCCAGGGGGAUACCAGCAAGGAUAUCAAGGGGGUUAUUCUCCUCCUUCUACUACUAGGAAACCUAAAUUUACAGAUCAGUUGGGCAAUAUAGCCAAAGAUCUUGCUGGGAAAUAUUUGACUCAGGCUAUUCUAGAUAAAGUUACCAGAUAUUAGUGUAUUACAGAUUUUUGAAAUAAUUUUUAAUAUAAUUAUUAAUUAAUUUAUGCUUUCUUCUAAUAAUCUCUGCUCACUAUGAAUAUCAAUUGACAUUAAUUUUAAGUUAUGUUAUUAAUGAAUUUAUUCAUGAAUAAAAGUUAUAAUUUACUUUGUUUGUUUUUGUUCUUUUAAUAAAUAUAUUUUUCUUGCA